AUGGAAGGAAAACCUUGGCCUAUGGAUUCCACCUCAACUGCUACCAAGCUCCUUGAAAAGCGGCGCAUGAUGUAUGAGGUCAAAGAAGAGUUCGACCAAGCCAAAGAAGAAGAGCGCGAACGAGAUGCGGAAUUCAAAGAAAAAGAAAGUUACUUAAGAGCGAAGGAUUUAAGCUUACAGCAAGGCCUUAUUCAGUUUAACCAAGUUUUGCAGGAAAAUGACUUGAAGCGUAACAAAGCCAAGAAAAAAUACGAAGAGGAGCUGCGGCAGAAACGCCAAAAAGAAGAAAGGAUUGAACAGCUAAAUCAUGAUAUCGAGGAAUUAAGUUUCCGAGCUACAUCGCUUGAAAAAGAAGUCACGAAAAUGAGGAAAUAUGAAGACUUCUUGGAAAGAGUCAGAGAAAAGAACCCAGACGAUUUUACUGACAUUUCUGAUAUCCUUGCUCGCUACAAUACUUUAAAACAGUCAUAUGAAGAUUUGAUGAAAAAGAGGCAUCAGCUAGAAGAAGAGCUGCAGGAUAUAAAGUGGACUCGUGAUCUCUAUGAAAAAGAGAAAAAAGACCAAUUGAUGGAGCUAGCUAUCGACAUAGCGAAUACUCAAAAAUCAAUUGAAGAUUUAGAUAUCAUACGAAGUGACUUGCAAAAAGAAGUAGACACUGUGAGCUCAACAGCUACAGAAAAAGACUUAGAGCUUGGCUGCAUGCUGACUGCUAUUGAAAAUUUGUAUCAAAGAUGCAAAACUGAGGAGCCAGGGAUUCAUCAUGAUAGAACCACAAAGGUUAAAGAAACCCAAAAUUUAAAUGACUACAAUUAUAGAGCGAAAACUGCAGUCUCCAAGCUAAAUGCUAUCAAAGCUUACAUAAAGGAUAUUGAAGACAUUUUGGCAGAUGAAAGAUCAGUUGAACUAUUGAAAGAAAGCACUCAUUCCUCAAUUGAUAAGGGUGGAGCAACUAAAACAGAAGCUUAA
Molecule: messenger RNA, 966 nt
Organism: Blepharisma stoltei
Lineage: Eukaryota; Ciliophora; Heterotrichea; Heterotrichida; Blepharismidae
Source: the annotation of a GenBank genome assembly